UCUUCUUUGACGUAGGUACUUGUCGCUUAUAUUUGUGUGUAUUUCUUGAAUAUGCGGCAUUUAUUUUAUUGAAUUUCUUGAUUCUGUGAUUCAUUAGUAGUUUUGUGUGCCUCAAAAUGUCUGAAAGAGAUUAUGCGCCGUUGAGCAUAGCCUGCGUACGCGGGCUGUGCGAUAAAAUAUAUGAUAAAAGGAAGUUCGCUGGUGUGGAAAUAGAGAAAAUGGUAAAAGACUUCAGUGAUGCAAACAACACAAGUCAGAUCAAACGUUUAAUCAGAGUGCUGGGUCAGGACCUGAUGGCGUCUACCAACGCUAAUGUGAAGAACGGAGCCCUCAUGGGGUUAUCGUCGGUGGCCGUUGGAUUAGGCAAGGGUUGUGUGACUUACCUCCCAGAGCUGACGCAGCCAAUCAUCGCUUGCUUCAGUGAGAGCGAGUCUCGUGUGCGCUACCAAGCAGUGGAGGCGCUGUUCAAUGUACUGAAGAUUGCGCGGGCGCACUCUCUGCCCCACUUCCCUGUCAUAUUUGAUGCACUGGCUAAGCUCGCUGCGGACCCAGAGGCACAAGUGAAGCAAGGUGCUGAGCUUCUAGAUAGGCUUGUUAAGGAUAUAGUGACCGAGAGCUCCUCGUUCGACCUAGCGGCGUUCAUCCCGAUGGUGCGCGAGCGCAUCUACACGCGCAACGCGUUCGCGCGGCAGUUCAUCAUCUCGUGGGUGUCGGUGCUGGACGCCGUGCCCGACAUAGACCUCGUCGGCUACCUGCCCGAGCUGCUGGACGGCCUGUUCAAGAUGCUGGACGACGCCAACCAGGAGAUACGGAGGAUGUGCGAUGUGCAACUGAACGAGUUCCUGCGCAGCAUCAAGAAGGAUCCGUCGCGCGCGGACUUCCAGGCCAUGAUCAACAUCCUCAUCACGCAUGCGCAGUCGCCGGAGGAGCUGCUACAGCUGACAGCGAUCACGUGGAUCAAGCAGUUUGUGGAGCUCUCGGGGGCGGGCAUGCUGCCGUAUGCCUCGGGGAUCCUGUGCGCCGUGCUGCCCUGCUUGGCGUACUCCGACGAGUCCAGGAAGAGCAUUCGCGAGACCGCGGCCACAGUUAACCUCCAGCUCACCAAACUCGUGGCGUCCCCCGGGGACGGGGAGGGGGACGGGCAGGGGGAGGGGGAGCUGCAGCUAGACGCGGUGGUCGACGUGUUGACCAACAUGUUGCACCACGCGUCGGUGCAUACCAAAGUCGCCGCGUUGGAUUGGUUCCUACAUCUUUAUAAUAAGCUGCCUGUGCAGAUGUACAAUCAAACGGACAAAGUGUUUAUGAGUCUAGUGGGAUGUCUGACGGACGGGUCGGACGAAGUUGUCCGCCGGGCGUUGGCAGUUCUCGCUGAGAUCUGCUCGUGUAACACAGAUGACCUGGAGUCCAGCCCUUAUUACCACAAAUUCCUGCAAGCACUAUUGCGGUUGUUGGCGGCGGAUGACAGUUUGCUGGAAGACCGCGGAGCCUUCAUCAUCAGACAGCUGUGCGUGCUGCUGAACGCGGAGGCGGUGUACAGCGCGCUGGCGGCCAUCGUGCCCGCGCACUGCGCGCCGCGGCUCGCGCGCACCGUGGUGGACGUGCUCAGCUGUCUGCUGCUCACCGCGCGCGAGCUGCACGAGCUGCGGCUCAAGCUGCGGAACUUCGACCAGCCUGCGACGCACGCGCUGUUCACCCGCCUGUACGAGUGCUGGUGUCACAGCCCCGUGUCGCUGCUGGCCUUGUGUCUGCUCACUCACAACUACACUCACUGCAAUACGCUUAUAUGUACCUUCGGUGACCUGGAGAUCACGGUGGAUUUCCUGACAGAAGUGGACAAGCUGGUGCAACUCAUAGAAUCUCCAAUUUUCGCAUACAUGCGGCUGGAGCUGCUGGCGGGCGCGCAGAGCGGGCCGCUGCGCGCGGCGCUGUCGGGGCUGCUGAUGCUGCUGCCGCAGAGCGCCGCCUUCCACACGCUGCGCGCGCGCCUGCUGGCCGUGCCCGCCGGCCUGGCCGGCGCCGUGUGCAGUAAACCCCUCCCCGCCCCCGCCAAUAUAGACUUCGAAUCCCUUCUAAAUAAGUUUCAAAGCGUUCAAGCCGCACAUCGCGAACACAGCUCACUAGCGCGUCGCGGGAAACUACUGGACAACCUACCCUCAUAGCUACAAAUCAACACGUCAUCGUAGCGACAUCUAUAUGCCAACUCGGGAACUGAAAACGCAAGCAUCGUGUUAGUGGUUCACUCAGCUGUUGUUAGGUAGAUGGCGCUACUGUAUUGUGCAAAUCGCAGCGUAGUAAUAUGUACGAACACUGAAUUUUACGACGCCCAGGUUUGUAAAAUUUAAAAAAACCUUUGAUCCACACUCAAAUAUAGCCAAUUUGUUUUAUACUAUGUAGUGAUGCUUAUGUUUUGCCUGAAAUUAGAGAGAUUUAAAGUUAAAAAACCUGAAAAGAUUUUUCCCAAUGGAAUUUUUAGUGUAAGAGGCGUCCAAAGACUGUUUGAUGUACUAAAUGUACCUACUUAUGUUUUGACAGCUACUGUGUCCAAUUAAAUGUAUUAUAAUGAAUCUGAAUUUGUUAUGUUCAUCCUUUAUAGUUCAAUUGUAAUUAAGUUUAAAAAAUAUAUAUUUUGUAUAUAAGAACAAACUACUUGGUAACUGUUGUUUUAAUUAAGGAGUAUUUGAUAAAGUGAAAUUAAAUCACGAUAUUAUAAAGCAAACGAUAUUCUAAAAACGCUUAUAAAUAAGUUACUGGUGAGACUUUUACUGAUAGAAGAUAAUUUUUUUUUGUGAGUAAAUCUUGCAUAUUUUAUGGUUGCAAAUCUAAGGCUAUGUGGUCUUACUUCGCGGCGUUUGUACAUUCCAACUUCACACGUUUUUCUUAAAUUGUCAAUGUAGGUAUAUAUCUGAUAUACUGAAUGUGAAAAUUGUAAACUUAUUUUUUUAACAACUCUUCUAUUAAGCGCAUUGUAAGCUACGAAUAUAUAAUGUACCAAAGAAAUAUCUAUAUAUGUAUUUACAACUGGAAUAUAUAACCUUCUUUUAUCACAGUCGGUACAUAAGGAAUGUUGUAAGCUUUGUUAAAAUUUUUCGUAAUACCAAAUGAAACUAAAUGUAAAUAAAAUUUCUUUUAUUCUAUACAUCGGAAUGUAU
This is a messenger RNA of Amyelois transitella, 3149 nucleotides long. RefSeq names its product protein VAC14 homolog. Gene Ontology annotation, cellular component: endosome membrane; PAS complex. Bases 117 to 2159 code for a protein of 680 amino acids. NCBI's taxonomy places the organism in Eukaryota, Metazoa, Arthropoda, Insecta, Lepidoptera, Pyralidae. The record is from RefSeq and is a predicted model, not a curated record. Gene Ontology annotation, biological process: phosphatidylinositol biosynthetic process; positive regulation of kinase activity. The transcript is spliced from 14 exons.